UCUUCUUUUGAGUUUUCGGUUCUUGCCUUGUUUGUUUUUUGAAAUUUGAAGUGUAAAAACUGAUAAUCUUUUUGGCAUUACUGCUUUACUGGUGUAUCUAUAGUGCAGGGAUGCUGCAUUCUGGGAAUCCAGAUUAGACUGCGCAAUAUUAGUGUUUGGCCAGGUGCGCCCCCGUUUACUGAUUACUUGUUGCCUGAUUAUUGCUCAGAUUACUUUUGAUCUCAUUGAUUAGCAUAUUACAAAUUGAUUCCGACUUGCCAAAAAGUUCACAGAUCCUUGUGGCUGUCUUUAACAAUUUGGGGUAUACUCGUCAUGUAUUACGGCCGUCGUAUCGCAGGGAACCCUGCGCGCUGGCUACCCAGCUGCUGGUGCUGUUUACAGUACACCCAGUUCUGUGCUUAAUUUUUAACCUGAUUUAAUGCCCCACUACGAUUAAUACUGCUGGGCAGCCUUCCAUGAAUUCCGGAGGGACGCAUGUUUCGGUGCCACCCUAUCUAAAUUCGACACUGUGACAGUGGGGGGAUCAACAAAAAGACUGUAUAAUCUGAAUGAAGUAGCACCACGGAGUCUGGCGAAGGAAAAAAAGCAAGCCUUUUAUCGGAGGCAUUUUAUGAUGCUGUACCGAUAAAACGACUAAAUGCUUGAAGUCAAAAAGUAAAUUUGUGAAGCGUAGUGUUGCAGUGUUGAUCUUUUCAUUAGCGAAUUUGGGCAAGCGUCAGCAAUGGCAGUAGCAUUAGCAAUAGCAGUCCUCACGGCUAUGGUCAAACGCACUGCAGCCCGGUUACUUGGCUGCCCAACUCCAGUGCUGGAAAAUGCAAUAGCAAUAGCAGUAUCGUGCAUUGCAACUAUUGCAUAAAUUAUAAUAUUGAAAACUGCCCAGCGUCUACUUUGGCAGUGAAGUCAAAACAACAAAUUGCGCAUAAAAUUUAUACUUUUCAAACUUGUGGACUUGAAAAUACGCUUCAGUAUUAGUAGUGUUUUACUCUUCAUCUGAGCCUUCUGAUUCCGUAAUUUUGUAUCCUCUCAUUCCUCUGCACCAUGCCAAAUGCCCGCCAAAUUGGAGACCUUCCUCAAGCCCGUCGCAUCUUCCACGCCAAACAAGAUCUCUUACUACUGGACGAAGUUAACAACGAAAAUCCCUUUUUUGCUGAAAACGAAGGAGCGGUGUGGGUUGAGAUCGUGGAAACGCUGAACAAAGUGCCCAUUUUUCCAAGUCCCUUGGAUGUUCGCGCAUGUAAGAAGCGUUUGGAUUUGUUGGUUAUUGAAUUUCGGAAAGAAAAUUGGCGGCAAGUUGUUAAAUCCGGUUCGGAAGAAGAAUACGGGACCAUUCAAGAACUGUUGACAAAAAUAGUUCAGGCCAUCGACAGUGCACAAGAGAAAACCCGCGAAAAGGCACAGAAGAAAGCAGAAGAGAAAAAGCGGAAAGAAGCUGCGCUAAAAAUGGUGGACGCAGAAAUCGCCAAAGAAAGUGACUCCACGUUUGCGGGCAACGGUAACAGCGACAGAGCAUUGCCUACGGAUGAAGAACUAGUAAAAAUUGGCGCCAUGGAUCCCUCCGAGCUGGCACGACACUCAGAUGACGGCUGGGAAAGCGACAGCGAAGGAGGAAAACGAGCGGCGACAAAAAAACUGAAGCGAGGGCGAAUUGAUGAGUCGGACAGUUUGGUGCAGUAUUUGAAAGCCAGCGAUGUGGAGAAGCAGAAGAUCCGUGAAAUAGAGUUGAAAAAUGAACGAGAUCUGAAGGAACUUGAACUGCUGAAUCAAAAAGAGCUGAAGGAAAAGGAAAUCGAUAACAACUUUAAGUUACGUCAACAGGAACUUGAAUUGGAGCGAUAUCGUAUUGAACUGGAGGGAAACGAUGGGAUGCGGAUAAAGAGGCGAAAUUGGCUGAGAGUAAAAAAUUUGAUUUAAUUCUUCUUUCGCUGCAAAAAUCACUUGAAAAGUAGUCUACGCAAUAAUUGG
Molecule: messenger RNA, 1962 nt
Organism: Paramacrobiotus metropolitanus
Lineage: Eukaryota; Metazoa; Tardigrada; Eutardigrada; Parachela; Macrobiotidae
Exons: 4
Coding region: 1039-1911 (290 amino acids)
Source: RefSeq, a predicted model, not a curated record